This is a messenger RNA of Oldenlandia corymbosa var. corymbosa, 1308 nucleotides long. Lineage: Eukaryota; Viridiplantae; Streptophyta; Magnoliopsida; Gentianales; Rubiaceae. The record is from the annotation of a GenBank genome assembly.
AUGGAAAAAUUCUUCAGCGUUUCACUGCUGAUUUGCUUGUUCUUGCAGUUUUUAUCAGUGGGUCAUUCAUGGAAGAAUCUGGUAUUGCUUGAUCUGGGCUCCAACAUGCUUGAAGGGCCAUUGCCGUCUUCCCUCUGCAAAUUGGCCAACUUGAAUUACCUUCUUCUGUCCGACAACAAGUUGACCGGUGAAAUUCCGGAGUGUUUUGGGAAUAUGAGCACCCAACUCACGGUGUUGGACUUGCGGAAGAAUGGAUUCCACGGCAAGAUUCCGACCAAUUUCCCGAAGAACAACACUUUGAGGAAUCUUGGUCUGAAUGGGAAUCAGUUAGAAGGCACCCUGCCCAAGUCUAUUCUCAACUGUAAAAGCUUGGAAGUCCUCGACGUCGGAAACAACAAGAUUAAGGAUACUUUUCCGACAUGGCUCGGACAAUUGACAGAGCUCAGUGUUCUUGUCCUGAAAUCGAAUUUGUUCAGUGGCCCAAUUGGGAUUAGUUCCAAUUCAUCGUUUCAGAAGCUCCGAAUUCUCGACAUUUCCAAAAACCAGUUUGAUGGCAUCGUACCAGCAGGAAUGAUCGAUAGUUUUCAAGCUAUGAAGAGGGGUCCCAACCAAACACAAGAGGGAGCAAAAUACAUGGGUGACAAUUCAUAUUAUCAGGAUUCAGUAACUUUGUCGAUUAAAGGGCUUGAAAUUGAGGUAAAACGGAUCUUGACAAUUUUUACAACCAUUGAUUUGUCCGGAAACAGAUUUAAAGGAAACAUUCCGAAAGAAAUUGGAGAGCUCAAUUCACUCAAGGUGCUGAAUCUUUCAAGCAAUGGAUUUAAUGGUUCAGUCCCACCAACAAUCGGGGACUUGUCUGCGCUAGAAUCCUUAGACCUUUCCCAGAAUCAACUCGGCGGCAGAAUCCCACCUCAGAUUGGGAAGCUGAAUUUUCUUUCGGUCUUGAACGUUUCUCAUAAUCAGCUUGUCGGACCAAUUCCCACAGGUGGGCAGUUUAAUACAUUUAUUAAUCCAACUUCUUUUACUGGGAAUCCAGGAUUAUGUGGCUACCCACUUGGUGAUUGUGGUAGAUCAGGGGAGGGAUCAGACUCACCUUCGAGUAAUGAUCAAACUGAUGAAUUCAGAGGGCUUACAUGGGAAUCAGUGGUAUUGGGAUUUGGCACUGGAUUAAUUUUUGGAUUGUUCAUUGGAUCUGUGAUGUUCUAUACUGGUCAGCCAAGAUGGUUUAAUUCAAUAAUCGAAGAUAUGAUAUUCGAAUUGAAAAGACGAAGAAGAAUCCUCAACAGGCGCAAUUUAAGGUUGGUUUGA